GCUAAAAUAGCCAUCUAAAUGCAUUUUGGACUCCAUUUUCAUGAGAGAAUUCCUCCCCGAAGCCUAAAUCAUGCUAUGACUGGGAUAUUUCUGCAUUCCAGGUACCUCUCCUGCCGUUUGAAACGCCCUCCUUCGUUUUUUUCGCUGCGCGCUCAGUUACGAGAAGUUUUCAGAGUAGAACAGAGCUCAUGUAACCGUUCAGACGUUUGUUCUGGCAUGCUUGAAUCGGCAACUGGUUACACCUAAAUAUGCAAUGAAGUAAUUGAAUAUUUGAGUAUGUAAUUAGUCCAUCAGAACGAAAAAGGAGCUUGUUUUCUGCGUUAUAUCCUGGAUAAGGUGCAAUCUGAUCAGUAUCGUCUGUAGUCAUAAAAACAAAAAUCACAAAAAAGCAAGACCGCAAGAAAAAGUCAAGCAGUAAGUCAUCCAAGUGAAGUUCUACUUCCUAAGCCUUCCAGUCGGUAUGUUAAUGUUGAGGGGAGGAAAAGAAAGAAAGAAAAAAAAAGUGGUGAAGAAUGUGGUCCGCGUUAAGGAUGAAGAGUUCCAGAUGGUUCUAUCUUCAGGUGUCCUAAGUAUGUUUCUCCAGUUUGGUUUGGAGCAAAAAAAAAAAAAAAAAAAGAAAAAAAAAAAAAAGGAAACAAAAACAAAAAGGAAAAUGUCCUGUAAACAGGUGUGUGCUCACUAUAAUAAAGGCAUAGGGCUUUACGGGGCCUGUACCUUUAUGGAGCGCUGCACUAAGGUGCACAUUUGUCAGCACUUUGUUCAAGACGACUGUCUGUUCGGCCCCAAAUGCAAACGGCUGCACAGUAUCGACGAGCAAAGCCGCAGGAUGCUGGAGGAACGUGGUCUCGGCGGUGACAUCAUCCAUGACCUGCCCUACAUCUACCAGAACGUUUAUCGCCUCAACUCACAAACUCUAAGCAGUGAACUGAUAUCUGAUCAAGGCGACAAACCGGCUGCUCAGAUGGAGAAGAAUGAAAUCUGUCUCCACUUUAUACGACGGAAAUGCAAGUUUCAGGACCAGUGCGUUCUUGUCCACUUUAAUCUUCCAUAUAAAUGGGAGGUUAAUGACGAGAAAGGCUGGAGGGAUUUGAGAAACAUGGAGGAAAUAGAAAGAGCCUACUGUGACCCAAAGAAUGAACACAGUCCAGGCUCGAAACCGGUGGAUUUUGGGUCCAUGACUAGGAACCAUAACCCUGUGCGCCGACUCUCAACAGUCUCUUCCGUCUCUAAACCCGCCCACUACAUCCUGACAACAGAGUGGAUUUGGUACUACAAAGGAGAUCAUGAGAACUGGAUAGAGUACGGUCAGCCGGAUGACAAGCAACGUGUGACGUCUGUAAUGUCCCGAGAGUUGGAGAAAGCAUUUCAGGAGGAUAACAAUGCAGAGGUUACUGUCAUUAAGGGAAAUAGGCAUUACUAUGUCAGUUUCCAAGAUAUGUAUCAAAGAAACCCCAAACACAACACAAAGAGGAGGGUGCGCAGACGACCACGCUUUGUGUCUAUCAGUGAGGUGGAGGCUAAAGCUGCCCAGUGACAUACCCACGCACACAAACACACAUUGUUUAUGGAAAAGAGGACUAACAUUCAAAUUAUGAGUUACUGAUUAGGUUUUGUAUCACUUUUCAAAUCAUAUUUAAGAUGUAUUACUUUUAAGAAAUCUUAAAAUAUUCCAUUAUUUUAAACUAAAAUUGACUUGUCUUUGCCAAAAAAACAAAACAAAAAAUCAUGUGGCAACAUUUUUUCAUUUUUUUAAGUGCUUAUGAUUUAUUAUAGCUCAAAUAACUGCUCAUACGAGAAAGUCUUUCCUUCAAAUGGACACAUUUAGAGACUGUGACUUUAGCAUAAUUUUUCCUUUAUUUUUUCAUGCCUGUAUUUGUCUGGUGUGCCUUUAGUGAAUGUGGUACCUUUGUGAGGUGAUGUAGAUCAACUUGUGAGGUAUAAACUUGCACUUUUUUCCAUAUCAUGUAUUCAUCAAUAAACACUACCUGUUUUUCCUA
Molecule: messenger RNA, 1997 nt
Organism: Carassius carassius (crucian carp)
Lineage: Eukaryota; Metazoa; Chordata; Actinopteri; Cypriniformes; Cyprinidae
Gene: parp12b
Product: poly (ADP-ribose) polymerase family, member 12b
Exons: 7
Coding region: 461-1534 (357 amino acids)
Molecular function (GO): metal ion binding
Source: RefSeq, a predicted model, not a curated record